CCCAUCCUCACUGGAUAUCUUCUUCUCUCUACUCGCCGUGAAGGUGGCUAACUCGGAUUGAGUUGACUCGUUCCCUCGUUUGAUAGGCAACAAUGGCGCACAUGGAUCGGACACGCGCUUUCGUCGACGACGUUAAGCGUAUCGUCGUCAAGGUGGGUACUGCUGUUGUUACUGGAAAAGGUGGAAGAUUGGCGCUUGGACGAUUAGGAGCACUUUGUGAAGAGCUUGCGGGAUUAAACGCUGAUGGAUAUGAGGUCAUUUUGGUGUCAUCUGGCGCGGUUGGGCUCGGUCGCCAGAGGCUUCGAUACAGACAAUUAGUCAACAGCAGCUUCGCAGAUCUCCAAAAACCUCAAGAGGAGCUCGAUGGGAAGGCUUGUGCAGGUGUUGGACAAAGCAGCCUCAUGGCUUAUUUCGAGACUAUGUUUGACCAGUUGGACGUGACAGCAGCUCAACUUUUGGUGACGGAUAGCAGUUUUAGAGAUAAGGAAUUCAGGAAGCAGCUUAAUGAAACAGUUCAAUCUAUGUUCCGGUUGAAGGUUAUUCCAAUUUUCAAUGAGAAUGAUGCAAUAAGUACUCGAAGAGCCCCCUAUGAGGAUUCUUCUGGUAUAUUCUGGGAUAAUGACAGCUUAGCUGCUCUACUGGCUCUGGAGCUGAAAGCUGAUCUUCUGGUUCUUCUGAGUGAUGUAGAAGGUCUUUACACAGGCCCCCCAAGUGAUCCUAAUUCAAAGUUAAUCCACACGUACAUUAAGGAGAAACAUCAGAAGGAGAUUACAUUUGGUGACAAGUCCAGGGUGGGAAGAGGAGGUAUGACUGCAAAAGUUAAAGCUGCAGUUAAUGCAGCUUACGCAGGCAUUCCCGUCAUUAUAACCAGUGGAUAUGCAGCUCACAACAUAGGUAGAGUUCUCAGAGGGCAGCGAAUUGGUACCUUGUUCCAUCAAGAUGCUCAUUUGUGGGGCCCGGUCGCUGAUGUUGGUGCUCGGGAUAUGGCAGUUGCUGCAAGGGAAAGUUCCAGAAAGCUUCAGGCCUUAUCUUCAGAAGAUAGGAAGAAAAUUCUAUUUGACAUCGCCAAUGCUCUUGAAGCAAAGGAGGGAGCAAUUACGGCUGAGAAUGGUUUAGAUGUAGCUGCAGCUCAAGAGGCUGGAUAUGACGAGUCAAUGGUGGCUCGCUUAGUUCUGAAACCUGGAAAGAUCUCUAGCCUUGCAGCAUCAAUUCGUAAGCUAGCGGAAAUGGAAGAUCCAAUCGGCCAUAUUCUGAAGAAAACUGAGGUUGCAGAUGGGCUUGUUUUGGAGAAGACUUCAUGCCCCUUGGGUGUUCUCCUGAUUGUUUUUGAAUCACGACCCGAUGCACUUGUACAGAUAGCUUCGCUUGCAAUCCGAAGUGGAAAUGGUCUUUUACUGAAGGGUGGAAAGGAGGCUCGGCGGUCGAAUGCUAUCUUACACAAGGUGAUCACUGAAGCAAUCCCGGAAAGUGUUGGCGGUAAACUCAUAGGACUUGUGACAUCAAGAGAGGAGAUUCCUGAUUUGCUCAAGCUUGAUGACGUUAUUGAUCUUGUGAUCCCAAGAGGCAGCAACAAGCUUGUUUCCCAGAUCAAGAACUCAACAAAAAUCCCUGUUCUAGGGCACGCUGAUGGAAUCUGUCAUGUAUAUGUAGACAAGUCCUGCCGCGUGGAUAUGGCAAAGCGCGUUGUUUCAGAUGCAAAGCUUGACUAUCCAGCAGCUUGUAAUGCCAUGGAAACCCUUCUUAUGCAUAAAGAUUUAGUGGAGAAUGGCGUGCUCAACGAGCUUGUUUUUCUUCUGCAAACCAGUGGCGUCACUCUGUAUGGUGGACCAAGGGCAAGUGGUUUGCUGAACAUCCCGGAAGCAAGAUCUUUUCAUCACGAGUACUCUUCUAAGGCUUGCACUGUCGAAGUUGUGGAGGACGUGUAUGAUGCCAUAGACCAUAUUCACCGACAUGGAAGUGGACACACGGAUUGCAUAGUGACAGAAGAUGGUGAAGUAGCGGAGGUGUUCCUCCGCCAAGUGGAUAGUGCUGCAGUUUUCCACAACGCGAGCACAAGAUUCUCGGAUGGAUUUCGAUUUGGGCUUGGGGCCGAGGUGGGGAUAAGCACAAGCAGGAUACAUGCUCGUGGUCCAGUCGGAGUCGAAGGAUUAUUGACUACACGAUGGAUAAUGAGAGGAAAGGGCCAAGUGGUCGAUGGAGACAAAGGAGUGGUUUACACCCACAAGGACCUCCCCAUCCAAUCUUAAGAGAUUUAUAAAAAAAUAAAAAAGGAGACACGAAGAAGAGAGAAACUAUGGAAGAGAGAACCACCCACUAUGGUUUGGUAUGCUAUUAUAUAAUCAGAUACCAUACAUUGGACAUUAUCAUUAUUAUUAUGUGCUGGUGGUUUUUUUUUGGGUUUAGGGUUUAGUUUCCUUAGGGUUUACGGCAGGGAAUAAGAAUGGAGAUGGCAUUUUUCUUGUUCCUCCUCCCGGUGGUUCUUUUAUCAUAGUUUCAUAGGCUUUUUAAUUAGCUCUUCUCCAUCUCCUUUGUAAAACUCGAAUCAAACGUCAUUCAGUCCUAUGUUUUUUUAUCUAUAGAUUUUGACGGAUUGAUUUCGUCUGGCAAUUAUAUG
Messenger RNA from Tarenaya hassleriana, 2614 nucleotides. Its product is annotated as delta-1-pyrroline-5-carboxylate synthase A. The coding region runs from base 93 to 2246 and encodes 717 amino acids. Lineage: Eukaryota; Viridiplantae; Streptophyta; Magnoliopsida; Brassicales; Cleomaceae. Gene Ontology annotation, molecular function: glutamate 5-kinase activity; ATP binding; glutamate-5-semialdehyde dehydrogenase (NADP+) activity. The record is from RefSeq and is a predicted model, not a curated record. Gene Ontology annotation, cellular component: cytoplasm. The transcript is spliced from 20 exons.